Bombus pascuorum is the source of this 2727-nucleotide messenger RNA. RefSeq names its product endoplasmic reticulum chaperone BiP (gene Hsc70-3). The coding region runs from base 33 to 2162 and encodes 709 amino acids. The record is from RefSeq and is a predicted model, not a curated record. The transcript has 7 exons. Gene Ontology annotation, biological process: endoplasmic reticulum unfolded protein response; protein refolding; heme biosynthetic process. Gene Ontology annotation, molecular function: porphobilinogen synthase activity; ATP-dependent protein folding chaperone; ATP hydrolysis activity. Gene Ontology annotation, cellular component: cytosol; membrane; endoplasmic reticulum chaperone complex. NCBI's taxonomy places the organism in Eukaryota, Metazoa, Arthropoda, Insecta, Hymenoptera, Apidae.
AAAUAAAUAAAGACUUAUUGUACAGAAAUAAAAUGGUUGAGGUAGAAGCAAAGCAUAUUCUCCACAGUGGCAUUUUUCAUCCUGUUUUACGACAAUGGCAAUCACCAAAUGUAGAGAUUACGGUUAAUGCUCUCAUGUAUCCAAUCUUCAUCACGGAUGAACAAGAUGCUAAAGAUCCCAUUGCUAGCAUGCCAGGUGUUUAUCGGUAUGGCAUUAAUCAUUUGCGAAAAAUGUUACAGCCAUUGGUUUCAAAAGAGAAACAGAAGGAAGAUAUUGGGACAGUCAUUGGAAUUGAUUUAGGCACAACAUAUUCUUGUGUUGGAGUUUAUAAAAAUGGAAGGGCAGAGAUUAUAGCCAAUGAUCAAGGAAACAGAAUUACACCUUCCUAUGUGGCAUUUACUGCUGAUGGUGAACGUUUAAUCGGAGAUGCUGCAAAGAACCAAUUGACCACAAAUCCUGAGAAUACAGUUUUUGAUGCCAAACGAUUAAUUGGUAGAGAAUGGUCAGAUCCUACUGUACAACGUGAUAUCAAGUUCUUUCCAUUUAAAGUAGUUGAGAAAAAUAGCAAGCCACAUAUAAGAAUGGCAAUUAAUGGUGAGGAAAAAGUAUUCGCACCUGAAGAAAUCUCUGCUAUGGUACUUGGUAAAAUGAAGGAGACAGCAGAAGCAUACUUAGGCAAGAAAGUUACUCAUGCUGUUGUUACUGUACCAGCUUAUUUUAACGAUGCCCAGAGACAGGCUACUAAAGAUGCAGGUACUAUUUCUGGACUUGUCGUUAUGAGAAUCAUCAAUGAACCUACAGCUGCUGCAAUUGCUUACGGUUUGGAUAAGAAAGAUGGAGAAAAGAACGUGUUAGUUUUUGACUUGGGUGGUGGUACCUUUGAUGUCAGUUUGCUUACAAUUGAUAAUGGAGUGUUUGAGGUUGUUGCAACAAACGGUGACACUCAUUUAGGUGGUGAGGACUUUGAUCAACGUGUAAUGGAUCACUUUACCAAACUGUAUAAGAAGAAAAAAGGCAAAGAUAUUCGCAAGGAUAGUAGAGCUUUACAAAAAUUGCGUCGUGAAGUUGAGAAAGCUAAAAGAGCACUCAGUGUUAGCCACCAAGUGAGGAUCGAAAUUGAAUCAUUCUUCGAAGGUGAAGACUUCUCCGAGACCUUAACGCGUGCCAAAUUUGAGGAGUUGAACAUGGAUCUUUUCCGUAGUACCUUGAAACCUGUACAAAAAGUUCUAGAAGAUUCCGACAUGAAUAAGAAAGAUGUAGAUGAAAUUGUACUCGUUGGAGGUUCCACUAGAAUUCCUAAAGUUCAACAAUUAGUUAAAGAAUUCUUUGGCGGCAAAGAGCCGUCACGGGGUAUUAAUCCUGACGAGGCCGUCGCAUAUGGUGCUGCUGUGCAAGCUGGUGUCCUUUCUGGAGAGCAAGAUACAGAUGCUAUUGUACUUCUAGAUGUCAACCCACUUACUAUGGGUAUUGAAACUGUUGGAGGUGUGAUGACUAAACUCAUUCCAAGGAAUACCGUGAUUCCGACCAAGAAAUCGCAAAUCUUCUCUACUGCGUCUGAUAAUCAACAUACAGUAACGAUCCAAGUAUACGAAGGUGAACGUCCAAUGACGAAAGACAACCAUCUUCUGGGUAAAUUCGAUCUUACUGGCAUCCCACCAGCACCAAGGGGUAUACCACAAAUUGAAGUUACCUUUGAAAUCGAUGCUAAUGGUAUUCUACAAGUAUCUGCUGAGGACAAGGGAACUGGAAAUCGGGAAAAGAUUGUUAUUACCAAUGACCAAAACCGUCUUACUCCCGAUGACAUAGAAAGGAUGAUAAAGGAUGCCGAGAAAUUUGCUGAUGAUGACAAAAAAUUAAAAGAACGAGUAGAAGCACGCAAUGAACUCGAAUCUUAUGCAUAUUCUUUGAAAAAUCAAUUAGCUGAUAAGGAGAAACUUGGCUCGAAAGUUAGCGAUUCCGACAAGGCCAAAAUGGAGGAAGCUAUCGAAGAAAAAAUUAAAUGGUUAGAAGAGAAUCCAGAUACUGAUCCAGAAGAAUAUAAGACACAAAAGAAAGAACUUAUGGAUAUUAUUCAGCCCAUUAUUGCCAAAUUGUAUCAGGGUGCAGGUGGUGGAGUUCCACCAACCGGAGGAGAUGAAGAAGAUCUGAAAGAUGAGCUUUAACUAAAAUAUGAUCAGUACUUGUAUUCGUCCUAAUUUAGACUGAAUUGAUACAGUCUCAUGCAAAUGUGCAGAGAUUAAUACGUCGUUGAUAUGUCGAGUAUAAAAGACUGGUCGACGAACGUUUGUUAUCCAUUAAGUUACAUCAGAAGUAAACAAUACAUGACUGUGGAAAUUAAUCUAUGUAUUGUACUACAGCAUAUUUGUCAUAACAGUCAUGAUUUUAAUUUUCUCGAUAAAAGAACAUAUAUCUAAUUGAAGGAAUUUUAUUACCGAAAGUAGCUUCACUAGUUUCCACAUAAGAUAUUGCGCGUUAAUUUAUUUUAAUUAAUUGUUUUGUAUGUUUCAUUACAUAUACUGGAAUAAGCAAUUAUGUAAUUCGCGUUACAGGUUUUGCAAUGCGCUGUGUGAGGACAGAGUGAAUGUGCAAGCGUGUAUGACUUGCGCCUAUUACUGCCUGUAGAUAAACUAUAUCGUACUAUGUACAAUAUAGCUGUUCUGUGUGAAUGAAUGUCAUAUGUAUCAGUAUCACGGAAAUAAACAUUUUUUCAGUAAAUUACAAUAAAAA